Molecule: messenger RNA, 1512 nt
Organism: Octopus sinensis (East Asian common octopus)
Lineage: Eukaryota; Metazoa; Mollusca; Cephalopoda; Octopoda; Octopodidae
Product: steroid receptor RNA activator 1
Exons: 6
Coding region: 454-1374 (306 amino acids)
Biological process (GO): regulation of transcription by RNA polymerase II
Cellular component (GO): nucleus
Source: RefSeq, a predicted model, not a curated record
AGCAUUACAAGUCGAUGUUAUCGACUUUGUCCUUCUCCGAAAUUGCUGGUCUUGUGCCAAAAUUUGACAUCGAUAUAAUCACUUAUACUUUUUGUCCAUUCUGUUCUGAAUAUCACCGAAAUUUUCCUCUAAAUCACAUUCUAUCCAUUUUAAAUAAGAGACGCGACAGAUCCUAAAUAGGCUGUAUCUAAAAAAAAAAAUUUUUUAAUUUAAAAAAAAACGGAAAAGAAAGAAGACAGCAUAGCGACGACUGACUGGAAUGUCUUUACAAAUAUGCCUGCUUGAUCAGAGCUGACCUGGGGCUAAACAACAACAGCAGAGAAUAGUGUAGCAAUUAUAGUAACAACAGAGUUAGUAGAACUGAAGAUAAUGGUAAGAUAAUGGUCCAAGCUGACUGACUUUCUUAAAAUGACAUUUGAUUGGUCAACUCAAAUGUUACGUCACUACUAAGAAAUGGCAGCCAUGAAACCUGGAAAUACAGAGAGGGGAUGGAAUGAUCCCCCAAUGUUUGACUAUUCUAGUGUCAACACUAAACAGACAAAUCCAAGAAGAACACUGCUGAAUAAAAGAGUAGCUUAUCCUAUGUCUAAUGAUGCGGCUGACGUUGCAAAUUUAUCACAAAAUGAAGAACAAACUGGAGCACUAUUAAACCCUGGCUGUGGUCCACCACCAUUGGGUAACGUCCAGUUACUACCCCCAGCAUCGAACACCAAUACACCAUGUCCUGUUCCUCUUCUUGUUCCCGAGUUGACUCAACAUUCUGGUCUGGACCUUUCAUCUUCGGAAAAUAAUUCAAACAUACCACCUGGAUUGAUAGACUUCCCUGAAGCUAUUGAUGGUCUAUUGGGAAAACUGUCUCUGAAAAGUGAAGAAGAGCUGCAAGAAUAUGUUCUUAAUAAUAUCAAUGUUGUGUUUGAAAAAUGCAAAGGUUGUUUGCAGGUCCGAACAAUUGAGGAAGUAAAACGGAAGCUGGAGAUUUUUAAAGAAUCUUGGGAUAAAGGCCAACUACCAGAUAUUGUGAAAAUAAAGAUGACGCACUUAGCUUGUGCUCUUGAGAAAGGUCAUUAUGAUAUUGCAAAUGAAAUUCAUUUGACAUUAAUGAUUGAUCAUACUGCUGAGGUAAACCAAUGGAUGGUUGGAAUAAAAAGAGUGAUACAACAUGCUAUGAAGUUUCAAGCAUCAUUGAACCAAAAACUGGAAGAUGCCUCUAAAGGAGACAAAAAUGAUAUUCCACUCUGCAAUGUAGGAGACUUUGCUUCCGAUUGUACUGAUACAAAAACAAGUCCAGUUGAAAAUGCAAAUGAAAAGGCAACAGAGGAGAAUGAAGAGGAGGAAAGUGUUUCUAAUAAUGAUGAACAGUCUGAAGAAUCAUAGCUAAGCUAAAUUUUACACUAAUCAAUUUUCACAUUUGGUAUUUUAUACCUUUAUAGUGAAUGAGGGGUUUCAGUUUUUUGGGGGUUAAAAUUUGUUUCUAAACUUUUUUUUAUUUAAAAUAAAAAUUUCUGCUUUAAA